Messenger RNA from Gamsiella multidivaricata, 1650 nucleotides. Its product is annotated as Metallo-dependent phosphatase-like protein. Gene Ontology annotation, cellular component: nucleus; cytoplasm. Gene Ontology annotation, molecular function: protein serine/threonine phosphatase activity. The record is from RefSeq and is a predicted model, not a curated record. NCBI's taxonomy places the organism in Eukaryota, Fungi, Mortierellomycota, Mortierellomycetes, Mortierellales, Mortierellaceae. Bases 444 to 1583 code for a protein of 379 amino acids. The transcript has 2 exons.
UGACUUUAUUCAUUCCCCACUCUGUCAUCUCCCAUCCUUUCUCAAGAAACAAUGAUGAUGGCUCACCCACCCACCGAGCUGAGUGAUGAGCUCAAUAAGGGACCAUAAAGAAGAGUUUGGCCUUAUACUUCCUGGCGACGCAACCACGUUUGAACCACUUUACUCUCUCGUGCGCCUGAGAUAUGGAGGGGAGAAUCCACAUACUGAUAACUGGAGUGCUGCAAUGCCCUGGUUAUAGUCCACUGUAUAUACACAAACAAGGACACAAUGGCUUCCUUAAUAUGGUGCCAAGGGCCGCGAUCGCUUACUCUAUUCACUUAUUGACAACCGCCUCCUGUGGUGGGCACAAACUAAUGUUAAUUAAUUUAAUUUACGACGUCCACAUCCUCACAUAGUCCUAACCUGUCGACAUCCAGUCAAGUCGUCAUUCCCAUACAAGUGCGAUGAGCGACACUGCAAACAUCGAUCUCGAUAAUAUUAUCGAAAGGCUGCUCGAAGUGCGCAGCUCGCGUCCAGGCAAGCAGGUGCAGCUGGCUGAGCAGGAGAUUCGAUUCCUGUGCACAACCGCACGCGAGAUCUUUAUGUCUCAACCCAUUCUGCUCGAGCUUGAGGCCCCAAUCAAGGUCUGUGGUGAUAUCCAUGGUCAAUACUACGAUCUCUUGCGUCUCUUCGAGUACGGAGGAUUUCCACCCGAGGCCAACUAUCUCUUCUUGGGCGAUUAUGUCGACCGCGGCAAGCAAUCGCUCGAAGUCAUCUGCCUGCUUUUUGCAUAUAAGAUCAAAUACCCUGAAAACUUUUUCAUUCUCCGUGGUAACCACGAGUGUGCGAGCACAAACCGAAUCUACGGCUUCUACGAUGAAUGCAAGCGCCGCUACAAUAUUAAACUCUGGAAGACCUUCACAGACUGCUUCAAUUGCCUGCCGGUCGCUGCAAUUGUUGACGAAAAGAUCUUUUGCAUGCACGGCGGCCUCUCGCCGGACUUGCUGAAUAUGGAGCAGAUUCGGCGUGUGAUGAGGCCAACAGACAUCCCUGACACUGGCCUCCUGUGCGAUCUGCUGUGGUCAGACCCUGACAAGGACAUUACAGGUUGGAGCGAGAACGAUCGCGGCGUGUCCUUCACCUUUGGACCGGAUGUCGUGGGCCGAUUCUUGCAGAAGCAUGACUUGCAGCUUGUUUGCCGUGCGCACCAAGUCGUUGAGGAUGGAUACGAGUUCUUUGCGAAGCGUCAAUUGGUUACCUUGUUCUCGGCCCCCAACUACUGCGGAGAAUUCGACAAUGCUGGAGCGAUGAUGAGCGUCGAUGAGACCUUGAUGUGCUCAUUCCAGGUACGCCUUUUUUUUUUUUUUCUUCUCUUUAUCUCAAAAAGUAAGAACUGUUACUGUUGCCGCUAUUAUCAGGGGACGCCUUAUUCACUUUUUUUUUUGACGAACAGAUCCUUAAGCCAGCAGAAAAGAAGCAAAAAUACACGUAUGGCGGCCUUGGAGGCACCACGCGGGGCAAGAAGAAGAAGGAGAUGGCCAAGGUCACGUAGAGGAGCUUCCAAUAGACCUUGGAUGUUACACAAACAUAUUCUUUGUACGUAAAUUUGAUAUAAAUGCGACAUAAUGCGCUUAAGGGUAUUUUCAAAGAGCAAGGAACGAUUUUUUUUGA